GCUGUCUUUUAAAGUAUACCCACCUCAUUCAUCAUAACAUCCCUGCAAAUUUCCAUUGGCAUGACUUAAGGGUAGCAAUGGAUCCUGAAGGUUCACGUAUCCAAGAUGACCCAGAUGUCAAGGUGCUGUUGGCGGGGUCGACUCUGAGGAAGGUGAAGUCCCGUUUGUGGAAGAAGAAUCGGCAUUUCCGACUUCUGGCAGAUAGCCAGACCAUCUGGCACAAGUCCAGACGGGCGGGGAGAGGCCAUUCCACUUUCUCGGUCACUGAGGUGGAGGCGGUGCGUGAGGGCCACCAGUCUGAGGUCUUGCAGAGCAUCGCCGAGGAUUUCCCCGCUGACCUGUGCUUCACCUUGGUGUUUCAUGGUCGCCAAGGCAACCUGGACCUGGUGGCCGAGUCCCCCGAGGAGGCACGGGCGUGGAUCCAGGGAGUGCGCAAGCUGAUUCACAGGGUUAAGACGAUGGAUGCGAAGGAGAAGCUUGACCAAUGGGUCAGGGACUGGUUUCAGAAGGCCGACAAAAACAAAGACGGGAAGAUGAUUUUCAAAGAGGUGAAGAAGCUGCUGAAGAUGAUGAAUGUAGAGAUGAAUGAGGAACACGCUUGGCAUCUUUUCACGAUGGCUGACAAGUCAGAGAGCGACUCUUUGGAAAUGGAGGAGUUUGUCCUCUUCUAUAAGAUGCUGACUCAGCGGGAUGAAGUGUGGAAGGUGUUUCAGGAUUACUCAGCAGAUGGAGAGAAGUUAAUGUUGGAUGAGCUGGACAGCUUCCUGAAGAUCGAGCAACAUGAGGAAGAGCGCAGCGCACAGUACCCCCAGCAGCUGAUCGACCGCUAUGAACCAUCUGAAACAGCCAAAACACAAGGCGCCAUGUCUUUAGAUGGCUUCCAGAUGUACCUGUGCUCCCAGGAGGGCUCCAUAUUUAAACCUGAACAUGUGGAUCUUCACCAGGACAUGAGCCAGCCGCUCAGCCACUACUUCAUCUCCUCCUCACACAACACCUACCUCAUGGAGGACCAGCUCCGAGGGCAGAGCAGCCUGGAGGCGUACAUCCAGGCCUUGAAGAGAGGCUGCCGUUGUGUAGAGGUGGACUGCUGGGACGGCAGUGAUGGGGAGCCCGUCGUGUAUCACGGUCACACUCUGACCUCAAAGAUCCUCUUCAAAGAUGUCAUCUCAACGCUCAAAGAAUAUGCCUUCAAGGCAUCUGACUUCCCGCUCAUCCUGUCCCUGGAGAAUCACUGUUGUGUGGAGCAGCAGACCGUAAUGGCCCAGCACCUUAGCCAAAUACUGGGUGACACGCUGCUGACCACUCUGCUGGAUGGGCAAGUCCCUCAACAGCUCCCUUCUCCACAGGAACUGAAAGGGAAGAUUUUACUUAAAGCCAAGAAGAUCGGCGGUCUAGAGUGUUCUCUCGAUGAAACAGAUUUAGUUAGUGAUGACGAUGAGAUGGCCAACGGUGACGCUGAGAGCCCGUCUGCAGAAGACUUACCUGCUGAAUGUUUAAACCAAAAUGAGAAGAAAUCCAAGUCCAAACUCUCCCGGGAGCUGUCAGACCUGGUGGUUUACUGCAAGAGCGUGCACUUCCAUGGCUUUGAGCAUGCUCGUUUGCACGCCAAGUGCUAUGAAAUGUCUUCAUUCUCUGAGUCCAAGGCCAAGAGGCUUGUUAAAGAGACAGGGACAGAUUUUGUGCAGUGCAACACGAAGCAGCUGAGUAGGAUUUAUCCCAGUGGCCUCAGGACCGACUCCUCCAACUAUAACCCCCAGGAGAUGUGGAACGUGGGCUGCCAGAUAGUGGCUCUGAACUUCCAGACGGCUGGUCAGGAAAUGGAUCUGAACGAUGGGCUCUUCAGGCAGAACGGCUGCUGCGGCUACGUCCUUAAACCUGACUUCAUGAGAGACGGCAACACACAGUUCAGUCCGGAGAAGCAAGGGGAGCGGCAAAACUACAAACCACUCCACUUAUCCUUCCAGGUGAUAAGUGGGCAGCAGCUACCAAAGGUAAACCAGAAAGAGGGCUCUAUCGUAGACCCUCUGGUCAGAGUGGAGAUCUACGGAGUACCACAGGACCAGGCCAAAGACGAGACCACUCACAUUAACAACAAUGGUUUUAACCCCGUGUGGAAUGAAACUCUAAAUUUUGUCGUCCACACACCUGAGCUGGCCCUGGUUCGCUUUGUGGUGGAGGACUACGACAAGGCGUCCAGAAAUGACUUCAUUGGACAGUUCACUCUCCCGUUUACGUGCAUCCAAACAGGAUAUCGUCACAUACAUCUGCUCUCUAAAGAUGGAACAGCAAUCCCUCCCGCUUCACUCUUCAUCCAUAUCAGCAUCUCAGAGGUUACAAUAUGACGUUAAAUUUGAGCAUAUAAAAGCCGGAGGUUGUCUGGAGUCCAGCGUCUUCAUAAACCUGAAACCUGAGAGACGAGAACAGCAUGUACCAGUACGUUUUAUCUAAUAUUGAGCUAGUUCCAAGCCAAGUUAAGGGUGUCUUAUUUAACAUUUUCCCCCUUACAUAUUGUUGGUCUAAUAGCAGUGAGCUGGAAAAAUGGUCAGAAAUAAGACACUGUAAUUUAAUUUUUAGCGAUUUUCCUUUAAACAAAGCGGAGUCUGUGUCAGUGAUUUUUGUCGGGGGAGCUGGAAACUUGCAUCUCAGUGAUAAAUUAGAUUUGAUGCAUCUCUCUUAUGGCCAAUCUAUGAAUUCACCAAGAACUACAGACAAGGACUAUCAAGAGUGCAUGCAAUACUACAAUAAAAAGUUUGGUAGAUUGCCUGGUAACAUUUAUCAGUAUUAUUAUGUUAAAUAUGUGCAAUACUACAACUUAGCCUGCUAUGGAGAUACAGUGCAAACAGAAAGUAGUCAGACCCCCUUCAAUCUUUCACCCUUCAUGUUGCAGCCUUAUGCUAAAAUCAUUUCAAGUUCAAGUUUUUCCUCAUCAAUCUACACUCAGCAUCCCAUAAUGACAGCACACAAACAUUAUUAUAAAAGUUUUUGCAAAUUGAUUAAAAAAGAAAAGCUGAAAUAUCACGUGAACCUAAGUUUUCAGACCCUUUGCUCAGUACUUAGUAGAUGCAGCUUUUUGAGCUAAAACAGACAUGAGUCUUCUUGGGAAUGAUGCAACACGUUUUUCACUCCUGGAUUUGGGGAUUUUCUGCAACUCCUCCUUGCAGAUCCUCUCCAGCUAUGUGAGGUUGGAUGGGGAACGUUGGUGAACAGACAUUUUAAAGGUCUCUCCAGAGAUGUUCAAUUGGGUUUAAGUCAGGGCUCUGGCUGGGCCAUUCAAGGACAUUCAUGGAGUUUUUCCUAAGCCACUCCUGUGUUAUUUUGGCUGUGUGCUUAGGGUCAUUGUCAUGUUGGAAGGAGAACCUUAGCCCCAGUCAAUGGUCCUGAGCACUCUGGACAAGGUUUUUCAUCCAGGAUAUCUCUGUACUUUCACCUAUCUCCACUCAGGAUCUCUGGUGCUCAGCCAGAGUGAUCUUUGGGUUCUUGGUUACCUCUCUGGACGUCCAGCUCUAGGAAGAGUCCUGGUUGUCCGAAACUUAUUCCAGUUAAGAAUUAUGGAGGCCACUGUGCUCUUAGAAACAUUAAGUGCAGCAAAAAAAAAAUGUUGUAGCCUUGCCCAGAUCUUUGCCGUGCCACAAUUCUGUCUCUGAGCUCUUCAGGCAGUUUCUUCAACCUCAUCGCUCUCAUUUUGCUCUGAUAUGAGCUGUGAGCUGUAAGGCCUUAUAUAGACAGGUGUGUGCCUUUCAAAAUCAUGUCUAAUCAAUUUAACUCAACACAGCUGCACCUGAGUUAAAUACGCGCGUGUCACAGCAAAGGGUCUGAAUACUUAUGUUCACGUGAUAUUUCAGUUUUUCUUUUUUAAUUAAUUUGCAAAAAUGUUUAUGAAUCUGUGUUUGUGUUGUCAUUGUGGGCUGCUGAGUGUAGAUUGAUGAGGGGGAAAAUUAAUUUAAAUGAUUUUAGCAUAAGGCUGCAACAUAAACAGUGAAAAAUUGAAGGGGGUCUGAAUACUUUCCGUAUGCACUGUACUUCUGGAGAGCUUUUCAGUUUUAUUUGGCUUGAAAUGAAGGAAUGUAAAUGACUGCUGCAUAUCUAGAAUGUCUAAUUAUACCCCUGUUUGCCUUCAUAUGUACUUUAAAUGCAGAAGUAACAGUACUGAAAGUGUGUGGACCACAAUUUUAAAAUGUAAUGAAGAAAUGUGAGAAAAAAAAAGCCAAACAUCUCUAUUAUAAACCGUUCAAAUACUCGAAGCUUUGCAUCCGUUAAGUGCCUGCUUGAAUGAGUUAUUUGUAUUCACUGACAGACACAUUCCACAUGGUGUAUUGUGUUCAAUGUAAAUGUGUAUAGGCUUGUAAAUACAUGAAAUACUUUUUCUGGAUGGUUGAACGUCAUUUAAUAAAAUGAAUUCACAUA
Messenger RNA from Scomber scombrus (Atlantic mackerel), 4404 nucleotides. RefSeq names its product phospholipase C, delta 4b (gene plcd4b). NCBI's taxonomy places the organism in Eukaryota, Metazoa, Chordata, Actinopteri, Scombriformes, Scombridae. The record is from RefSeq and is a predicted model, not a curated record. The coding region runs from base 78 to 2342 and encodes 754 amino acids. Gene Ontology annotation, biological process: intracellular signal transduction; lipid metabolic process. Gene Ontology annotation, molecular function: phosphatidylinositol-4,5-bisphosphate phospholipase C activity; calcium ion binding. The transcript is spliced from 16 exons.